This is a messenger RNA of Anolis sagrei ordinatus, 977 nucleotides long. The record is from RefSeq and is a predicted model, not a curated record. Lineage: Eukaryota; Metazoa; Chordata; Lepidosauria; Squamata; Anolidae.
CUCAAGAAACAAGGAUGGAGAGAUACCACUUUUUUGUGAUCCUGCUGUGUGGGAUCUUAAUAUCCGGAGUCCGCAGUGCUCCAUAUACAAAUUUUUCAAUCGAUUGUGAAACUUUGGUGCCGGACCACCCAGGUCAACCUCAGGAAUCUGCAUCUCCCUUUCACGUUUCCUUUCCUUCUGAGCAAUAUGAUCCAGGAAGUGAAGUAAAAGUGAACAUAGAAGGACCACCAGAUGCUGGAUUCAAAUGGUUCAUGCUGCAGGCCCGAGACAUUGAUAAAAACAUCCCGGUUGGCUCAUUUUAUAUCACAGAUCCAAAUACAGACACCUUUAAUUGCUAUAACCUAUCGAGUUCCACAUUAAUUCACAAGAACUCAGAUGAGAAGCACAACAUCACGUCUGUUUGGAUUUCACCUGAAGCCACAAAAGUUCAGUUUGUAGCCACCAUCUUUCGUGAUCCUGAAACAUACUGGGUUGUUAUUCCCAGAACAAUCCUCUUUCCUAGAGAUGUCAAUAAGACUGCAAAUGUUUCUGAAGUUGUUGAUGAGCCCAAACUAGUGAAUGCAUCAGCAAGAAGUAGAAAGAAGUCUUCAUCGAUCACUGUAAAAGUAAACUGUGGACAGGGUGGAACAUAUGCAAGCAGCAGUGAAUGUGCCAAGAGUUCAACUUUCCAGAGUGGUAGCAACCAGGCCCAGGGAGGUAUAGUGUACCAAGGAGGGAUCAAAAAGACUGGAUGCAUUGGUGGUGGAACAGCUAGUGUUUACAACAAGUAUGGCUGUGGUGAUCCGGGUGUUGACUAUGGUAGCAGCAACUCAUAUGGACAGUCUGUUUCAACGUCAAAUAAAGGAAAGGUCUUUGUGUAUCCUCCAAGCAACCCUUAUCCACCUGAGCGCUCAACAUACACAUCGCAACUUGCCAACUCCAAAUACAAGCAUAUUCAGAGUACUAAAUACAGUGAGAAAAUACAGUCUCAGGUAUGA